Messenger RNA from Sardina pilchardus (European sardine), 3512 nucleotides. RefSeq lists its product as uncharacterized. The coding region runs from base 1071 to 1712 and encodes 213 amino acids. The record is from RefSeq and is a predicted model, not a curated record. NCBI's taxonomy places the organism in Eukaryota, Metazoa, Chordata, Actinopteri, Clupeiformes, Clupeidae. Gene Ontology annotation, biological process: heterophilic cell-cell adhesion; homophilic cell-cell adhesion. The transcript has 9 exons. Gene Ontology annotation, cellular component: adherens junction.
UAGGCUAACUGGAAAAAAACACCAUGUUUUUGUGAGCUGCAUGCACUCUCUGAGCUGCAGGAGGUGGAAACCUCAGAUACAGCAUUAUGACUUUGGCCAAAUCCAUUCUUCCACCCCAAGGUGUUCAAUCCUUAGUCAGUUAACAGGCCUAUUGAACUGGAGGCAUUUCACCAUGAGCCAGCCUGUCAAACAGGGGUGGCUCUUCAUACACUACUGUGCCCAGUAAGGUUUUUUCGUGCUCAUGUUGAUUGUACACAGCAACUGAGACAGGAUCACACUCAGCUCUUUGAUAACCAAUUGGGUCAGCCAGUGUCCAAACAGCGCUUGUCACACUGGCUAGUGGACACUAUUUCCCAGGCAUGCUCUGAACAGGGUAUUGAGGGCCUGGUGGCUCACUCUACUCGUAGCAUGGCCACUUCAUGGGUAGCAGCACUGAGCACUCAUGGGUUACUCUUGCUGACGUGUACGGCUGCGUCCUGGAGUACUCCAUGUACUUUUGCCAGGUUUUAUAGAAUGAAUGCGACCUCAACCACAGUCAGCGGCACUGUUCUCAUGGCUGCAGCCGAACAGACUAAGUGAAGGGAAUCUUCGCUAUACUUUUGAUACUAGUCAUCUGUUGUAAGACCAUGGUGCCGUGCCGGUCAGAGAGAGGUCUAAAUAGAUGGUAAGUUAUGUCCAUAACUAUGGAUCUUUGAGACUGAACAAUGACCGUCACCAUCCUGUGUUGCUCGGAACGAACUGAAGCACUCCAGUCAAGAGGAAGAGGCAUGUUCCCGGAUGUACUUCGUGCUGUGGGACCAGCCUCUGGUCAGCCACAUGACUUAUGGACAUAACUUACAUUAAUAGCAGCUGUUUCGGAAUACUGAAUUCUGUGGAAUACUGUGUACACUCAACCCAAGGUAACCAUCACACCAUUGGUUGGCAAAUGUGAGGCAACACUUGCAACUUGCAGUGCAGACAAUGCUUUCCCUGCUGCUGAAGUGUCAUGGAUUACCAACUCCCCUAUAGUUACAUUUAAGACAAACUCUACUGAGAACCCAGACGGGACUACCAAUGUCACCUCCAAUCUCAUGGGUGUGCCCUCCAGAGACCUCUACCGGAAGGAGGUCCAGUGUUUGAUCAGACACCCAACGCUGAAUGGCGAAGAGCUGACAAUCAAUUACUCCCUCAGCGCACAUUAUCCCCCUUUGCCUCCUAGAGUUACCCUUCUGGAGAGUCCGUCUUUAGGAUUUAAGUGUCAAGUUGACGGGAAUCCAGAGGCUGUAAAAUACACAUGGAGAAGGGAUGGACGUCUCAUCUCUGGAAAUGGAGUUAAAGCAGAUGUAAACAAACUCCACUUUCAGGAAUUUACAUCUGACAUGAAUGGCCUGUACGAUUGUGAGGUUUCAAAUAUGUAUGGGUCAGCAACAGGUUUCUUACACCUAUACACUCACAAAAAUGAAAGACAUUACGUUUUUUUCUGGAUUUCUUUCAUUGGGCUUGGUGUUUUCACAUUAGGCCUACUGUACAGAUUUGUGUCGAGACGUAAGUCUGCAGAAGAAACAGCAAAUGAGCCUAUUGAGCCUAUUGAGUCUUUUGAGCCUAUUGAGGAUUCAGAACAAUCAAGCCAUCAAUGUCCGAUGCAGGAAAUCAGCUCAUCAAAAGAUUCUCCUGAACAGUCUGCCCCCAUGAUGCCUGAAGAAAGGAGGAGUUCCAGCGAAGAUGAUACAUGACCAAGUCAACUAAAUCGACAUGAACUCCCCGGGGACCCCCUUGUUGACCACAGGCCUACAGUUCUGGCUAAAAUAGUGUCAGCCAAAUGGGACUGUAUAAGGAAUAGCAUAUUAUUUGGAUUGCUGUGAUUCACUGUGUGUGUGUGAUUUGCUUUAUAUAUUGCUGUGUACUUUUUGCCGUUUUCAUAAUUGAAUCACCGAUUGCAGUGCCUAUACUUAGAGUGACGUGAUUAUAGUACAGGGGUGUGAUUCUUCCGUUUUUAAACGGAAUUCCGUUUUUUUAGGCCUGAAAAUGAGACCCACGCAAUUCGUAUAGAUCCGCUGAGUUUUUUUUUAGGGGGGGGGGGGUUCAGAGGUUUAUUUCUGUAGCCUAAACACAGACCAUUGCUUUAUAAUAGGCCGCUGACAAUGACGACGGGUAUGGUGCUUCUUUCAUUCAUAUCACUCCGCAAGCCUAGUCCGUUCUCUCACUAGUGGAAUUCAUUGAAAGUGAAAGCAGACGGGUUGAUGAAUGUUUGAUGCAAGUUCGAUGUGUGAGUGUGUGGUAAACUAUUUGUUUCUUAGCAGAAGCCAUGAAACGGUAAAGGUCAAAUUAUUUGUUUAAGUAUUAUUAUUAAGUUAAGUAGUAUUUAUUAAGUCUUUGCUUCGCGUUCGCGUCCAGUUUGACGUGUCUGAAUUUUCCGAUAAUGACGACAAUCUCCUGGUACUUUUAAUUUCUGCGCGUGUAAACUAGUCUAGGCUACUGUGCUUGAAGAUAGCUGUGACAGACUAGCCUACUGGUUUUCAUCGUUUUCACCACAAAGCCCGUCUACCUUAGCUUAGGUCUACUAAAUUGUUUAGUUAACACCUGUCAUUCCGCGUUUGUCCAGCCGUUCACCUCCGUGCGCCCCAUGUCAUUCAAAACAUAUUUCGGGAUAGACAUCUCACUAUGAGAAAACGUAUUAUGAUAGUGCUAAGAGAUUGACACUUUGGCAUUCUUGGUAAACAUCAGUCUUGACUCUUGCACAUAAUAUUGAGCUGAUUUAUUUUAGUGGAAAUGGCCUAUUGUAGCAUUGUGCUGAUACAUGGAAAAAAGUUGCCUAUUUAAAGGCACAUUCUGAAUUUUAAUUCUAGCUCUCCAUUGAGUGUGUGCACUUGAACAACUAUGUAGCCUAUACCAGUAGGGCCUGCCAUUUAUUUUAGGAGGAGAGGAGGACAUGUUACCUUGGAAGGAGAGGGAGUGGUGCAAUUUGAUUUUCUUUCCAACUUAAAUAUCAAUAACCUUCAAGCAACCUCUUCAAUCAGCAUCAAUAGGCCUAUAUUGUACAGGACUAGACGACUGUAAGGGGGCAGGCUAAAUGUUAUCAUAGGCCUAUAGCCUACUAAAUAAUGUAGUCAACAUUAUAACUUUAUGUUGGUUUAAGUUGAAACAAAACAUGAACUGAGAAAAUCCAUAAUUCUACAUCAUUGUUGGCAAAAUGAUCAUGAUAGCCUAUAUUUCAGCCAUAUCUGCUUUAGUCUUAAGCAGGCCCUUGACUACUUUGCUAUAAAUGUGUUUUCUUUAGGCCUUAUAGACUAUUUUGUAAUAUGUUAUAAUGUUUGAAAUAUAUGUAUCUCAGUCUAUCAAUAGUUCUCAUAAAAGUCAUCAGAUGUCAUCAUUUAAGGGGUUAUUUUUCAAAAUUUUCUCCCGGGGGUGCAUGCCCCCGGACGCCCCUAGUAAAUUACAUUGAAGUGCACAGUAGCCGAUACUAUAGUACCUUAGCUAUACACUAGAGCAGCAGUUCACAAACUUUAGCCCCCAAGGACCACUGACUCGCGUAU